AUGUUGGAGAGUGGAGAAUACAACUUUGAAGAGGUUCCCGUAACGAAUCAUCAUUGUCGUCGCCGCCACCACCCAAAAAAGAAAGUGAUCGUCAAAGAUAUACCAAAAGGGUUUUUGCCAAUCAAGGUUGGGCAAGGUGAAGAGCAACAUAAAAUUAUGGUGCCCGUGAUGUACCUCAACCACCCACUUUUUUCUCAGCUACUUAAGGAGGCAGAGGAAGAGUAUGGUUUUGAUCAGCAAGGAACCAUAAUUAUCCCUUGUCAUGUGGAGGAGUUUAGGUACGUUCAAGAUCUCAUUAAUAGGGACAAAUCACCCCAACACCACCACCAUCACCAUGUCAUAAGCUGUUUCAGGCCCUCACGUCAACAAGAUCAAAUAUAG
Molecule: messenger RNA, 381 nt
Organism: Abrus precatorius (Indian licorice)
Lineage: Eukaryota; Viridiplantae; Streptophyta; Magnoliopsida; Fabales; Fabaceae
Product: auxin-responsive protein SAUR32-like
Exons: 1
Coding region: 1-381 (126 amino acids)
Biological process (GO): response to auxin
Source: RefSeq, a predicted model, not a curated record